Molecule: messenger RNA, 819 nt
Organism: Penicillium expansum
Lineage: Eukaryota; Fungi; Ascomycota; Eurotiomycetes; Eurotiales; Aspergillaceae
Product: Class II aldolase/adducin N-terminal
Exons: 4
Coding region: 1-819 (272 amino acids)
Cellular component (GO): cytoskeleton
Molecular function (GO): actin filament binding
Source: RefSeq, a predicted model, not a curated record
AUGCACGAGCCGGGACUGUCAGACGAAGAUGCCCGAGGCAAAAUGGCUGCGCUACCAAGUCCUCCAAAGUUCGACGAUAAACUGGAGGAACGCGAAUACCAGAAAGGCCGACUCGCUCUAGCAUUUCGAAUUUUCGCUAAGCUCGGAUUUGACGAAGGGGUUGCGGGUCAUAUCACAUUGCGUGAUCCCGUGGACCCCCACACUUUCUGGGUUAACCCAUUCGGUGUGCCCUGGCCGAGCCUUCGUGCUAGAGAUCUGAUUCGUGUCGGAGAGGGUGGGAAAGUCAUCGAAGGGGGCGACGUGAAGCUGCUGAACACUGCUGCAUAUAUGAUUCAUCAUGCAGUUCACGAAGCUCGCCCGGACGUGAACGCCGUUGCUCACAGCCACUCUAUCUACGGCCGUGCAUUUUGUUCUCUUGGGAGACCAAUCGAUAUGAUAUCCCAAGACUCGUGCGCAUUCCAUGAUGACAUCGCAGUCUACAAGCAGUUCAAGGGUAUCGUUCUCGCUAGCGAUGAAGGCCUUGCAAUUGCCAAAGCUCUAGGCCACGCCAAAGCAGCACUUUUGCAAAACCACGGGCUUAUCACGUGUGGCCAAACUGUGGAAGAGACAGUUUUCUGGUUCAUGUCUCUUGAUAAAUGCUGUCACGUCCAACUUAUGGCCGAGGCUGCGGCAGGAUCAAGAGGUGAAAAGCCAAUCGUGAUUGAUGACGAGGAUGCGAAAUUCACCAGAAAGAGCGUUGGAACGCCUCUAGCUGGCUGGUUUUCAGCUUUGCCUUCUUUCAAGCUAAUGGAAGCAGAGAGCAAUGGGGAUUAUGCUUAG